CCUACUCCAGCAUGCUACGUCAUGAACUAUAUAGAGGCUGCGAAACAUGGCGAUGGUAUUAUCGUAGUGUCGGUAUGGAGGCGUAUUGCUAUACAUGCACCCGUAUAGGAUAUGUUUCUGUAAAUUUCAAAUUGUACAUUUAGAUCAGUGGAACAACAUAGGAUAUACAGUAUAACGUAUAUUCAACGUUGGAACAUGGCGACGGAUAAGGUGAAAGUUGCUGUGCGGGUGAGGCCAUUCAAUCGAAGAGAGAUUGAAUUGAGCACACAAUGUGUGCUAGAAAUGGGUGAUCAACAAACUAUUCUCCACCAUCCAAGCUCUACCAAAGGAGAAAGCAGCAGAAAGCAACCAAAGACAUUUGCUUUUGAUCAUUGUUUCUGGUCCUUUAAUGAAAAUGAUGAUCAUUAUGCAAGCCAAGAAGACGUGUAUAAGAGUUUGGGUGCUGAUAUCUUAGAUAAUGCCUUCCAAGGUUAUAAUGCCUGCAUUUUUGCUUAUGGCCAGACAGGUAUGAAAACCUNUAAAGUUGAAGUUUCCUAUAUGGAAAUAUAUAAUGAGAAGGUUCACGAUUUGCUUGAUCCCAAAGGCAGCAGAAAGCAACCAAAGACAUUUGCUUUUGAUCAUUGUUUCUGGUCCUUUAAUGAAAAUGAUGAUCAUUAUGCAAGCCAAGAAGACGUGUAUAAGAGUUUGGGUGCUGAUAUCUUAGAUAAUGCCUUCCAAGGUUAUAAUGCCUGCAUUUUUGCUUAUGGCCAGACAGGUAUGAAAACAUCACUUACAACUCUUGGUCUUGUAAUAUCAAAAUUAGCAGAUCAAGCCUCAGGAAAGGCCAAAGAUAAAUUUGUACCUUACAGAGAUUCUGUAUUAACAUGGCUACUAAAGGACAAUCUUGGUGGUAAUAGUAAAACUGUGAUGGUUGCAACAAUAAGUCCUGCAGCUGAUAAUUAUGAAGAAACCCUCUCAACAUUACGUUAUGCAGAUCGUGCUAAACGUAUUGUCAAUCAUGCUGUUGUCAAUGAAGAUCCAAAUGCUCGUAUUAUUCGCGAAUUAAGAAAGGAAGUAGAAAUGUUACGUGAUCAAUUGAAACAUGCAACACAACAAGAAGAUAUCAGUGAACGUCUUGUUGAAUCUGAAAAAUUAAUGAAAGAAAUGUCACAAACUUGGGAAGAGAAGUUGCAUAGAACUGAAAUCAUACAUCAGGAAAGGCAACAAGCCUUAGAAAAGAUGGGAAUUUCAGUUCAAGCUUCAGGAAUUAAAGUGGAAAAAGAUAAAUAUUACUUGGUUAAUUUAAAUGCAGAUCCAUCACUGAAUGAACUUCUUGUAUAUUAUUUAAAGGAUAAAACUUUAAUUGGUAGACCUGAUGCACCAGUUGAGCAAGAUAUCCAACUCAGUGGAUUAGGCAUUAUGCCAGAACACUGUAUUAUAGUUAUUGAAAAUUCUGAUAUCUACAUAAUACCCAUGGAAGGUGCUCGGACAUGUGUAAAUGGAUCCAUUAUCACUGAUAAAACACAGUUACGACAUGGUUAUAGAGUACUGUGGGGUAAUAAUCACUUCUUCCGUGUAAAUUGUCCAAAAGCAAAUACCCCGUCUGCUGCAGAAACUCCAGAUCAGCCUAUUGAUUAUGAAUUUGCUCGAGAAGAAUUAAUGAUGAAAGAAUUAAGUAAUGAUCCUAUUCAGUCUGCUAUGAAAGUUCUUGAAAGACAGCAUGAAGAAGAUAAACAUAAUGCAUUGGAAAAACAAAGGUUGAUGUAUGAAAGACAGUUGCAAAUAUUAAGGAACCAGAUGUCUCCGAGUACACCUUAUGCACCUUAUUCCAUGGGAGCAUUUGAUCCUCUGGGAUUAGGAAAAUUAACUCCAACAGGAUUACCAAGUCCAAGCAUGCAAUCUAAAAUGGAAAAAUGGGCACGAGAAAGGGAUGAACUAUUUAAAAAGAGUCUAGCAAAGUUAAGAUGUGAUAUUGUACGUGCAAAUGGUCUUGUAAGAGAAGCUAAUUUUCUUGCUGAAGAAAUGGGGAAACAGACUGAAUUUAAAGUGACGCUCCAAAUUCCUGCCGCAAAUUUAAGUCCAAAUCGUAAGAAAGGAGCAUUUGUAAGUGAGCCAGCCAUUUUAGUAAAACGUAAGAAUAAAGGAAGUCAAGUUUGGUCCAUGGAAAAGUUAGAAAACAAAUUAAUAGAUAUGAGAGAAAUGUAUGAGUGUAAAGAGAAAGGCUUAUGUUCAAAAGAUGAAGAUACACCAAAAGGAAUGAUAGAUCCUUUCUAUGAAUCACAAGAAAAUCAUAAUCUCAUUGGAGUAGGAAAUGUGUUUUUGGAAGUAUUAUUUCAUGAUGUAAAAUUAGAUUACCAUGUGCCAAUUAUUAGUCAACAGGGUGAAGUGGCAGGAAGACUCCAUGUUGAAAUAGGAAGAAUAGCAGGAACAAUUUCUGAUCGAGUUGGUGAUGCCAGUGCAGAUUACAGCACAGAUCGUGACAGUAUACGAGGUUCAUCCUUAGAUAUAUCUGAGAAUGGAGAAGAUGUUGUAGUUGGUAGACAAAUUACAAUUAGGGUGACAAUCAAGGCUGCAACUGGAUUACCUCCAUCUCUUUCCAAUUUUGUAUUUUGUCAAUACACAUUUUGGGGUUUUCCUGAUUCUAUAGUAGUUCCACCUAUAGUGAAUCCAGAUUAUCCAGCCACACGCAAAGGAAAAGAUCGAAUGACUUUCAAAUUUGAUCAUGUUAAGAUAAAAAGUGAUGUUUCAAUAGAGAGAGAAGUUAUAAAAAAAUUACAAAAAAUUAAAAGGGCUUGCUUUUAUUGCAUGCUGCUGAACAUCUAUCUUUUUUGUAACAGACUUCAUGAAGACAGUGUUGUAGCUCCUGGAAGUACAGAUGAUUGGGGAUGGGAUGAACUAUUUAAAAAGAGUCUAGCAAAGUUAAGAUGUGAUAUUGUACGUGCAAAUGGUCUUGUAAGAGAAGCUAAUUUUCUUGCUGAAGAAAUGGGGAAACAGACUGAAUUUAAAGUGACGCUCCAAAUUCCUGCCGCAAAUUUAAGUCCAAAUCGUAAGAAAGGAGCAUUUGUAAGUGAGCCAGCCAUUUUAGUAAAACGUAAGAAUAAAGGAAGUCAAGUUUGGUCCAUGGAAAAGUUAGAAAACAAAUUAAUAGAUAUGAGAGAAAUGUAUGAGUGUAAAGAGAAAGGCUUAUGUUCAAAAGAUGAAGAUACACCAAAAGGAAUGAUAGAUCCUUUCUAUGAAUCACAAGAAAAUCAUAAUCUCAUUGGAGUAGGAAAUGUGUUUUUGGAAGUAUUAUUUCAUGAUGUAAAAUUAGAUUACCAUGUGCCAAUUAUUAGUCAACAGGGUGAAGUGGCAGGAAGACUCCAUGUUGAAAUAGGAAGAAUAGCAGGAACAAUUUCUGAUCGAGUUGGUGAUGCCAGUGCAGAUUACAGCACAGAUCGUGACAGUAUACGAGGUUCAUCCUUAGAUAUAUCUGAGAAUGGAGAAGAUGUUGUAGUUGGUAGACAAAUUACAAUUAGGGUGACAAUCAAGGCUGCAACUGGAUUACCUCCAUCUCUUUCCAAUUUUGUAUUUUGUCAAUACACAUUUUGGGGUUUUCCUGAUUCUAUAGUAGUUCCACCUAUAGUGAAUCCAGAUUAUCCAGCCACACGCAAAGGAAAAGAUCGAAUGACUUUCAAAUUUGAUCAUGUUAAGGAAUUCACUGUAAAUGUUAAUGAAGAAUUUCUUGAACACUGUGCUGAAGGAGCUUUAUCCAUUGAAGUUUGGGGUCAUCGUAGUGCAGGUUUCAGCAAUUCAAAACCUGGCUGGGAAGUUGAUGCUCAGUUGCAGAGAUCACGAUCCUUAGCCGACAGGUGGGCCGAAUUAACUCGUAAAAUUGAACUGUGGGUAGAAAUCCACGAGUUGAACGAACAAGGUGAAUAUUCACCUGUUGAAGUUGUUCCUAAACUUGAUAUUUUGACUGGAGGGAUCUUUCAGUUAAGACAGGGUCAACAACGUCGAGUAGUAGUAAGAGUCAAACCAGUUCAAAAUUCCGGAACUCUUCCUAUCAUAUGCGAAGCCAUUACCAGUGUUGCUAUUGGAUGUAUCUGUGUUCGUUCCAAACUGCAAAAGCCAUUAGAUUCCUAUCAGGAAGAGGAUCUUACACUGUUAAGAGAGAAAUGGUCAGAGGCAUUGAUGAGACGUAGAGAAUAUCUUGAUGAUCAGAUACAGAAAAUCAUCAAUAAGAAAACAAAGGCAGACCAAGAUGUAGAACGAGAACAAAGUUUAAUUGACCAAUGGGUUUCUCUUACGGAAGAAAGGAAUGCAGUUUUAGUUCCUGCUGCUGGUUCAGGUAUACCUGGUGCUCCAGCUGACUGGGAACCACCACCAGGAAUGGAAAAGCAUAUUCCAGUUAUAUUUUUGGAUCUUAGUGCCGAUGAUAUGAGUGCACCAAUCACAGGAGAAAAUGAUAUCAGGGUAGCUGGUGCCAAUUCCAUUUUGCCAAAAGAGCAUGGUAGUAAAUUAUUUACACUGCCGAUAGUAAAAUAUUGUGAAAAGGAAGUUUGUGCUACUGCAGCUUGGGACUCUUCAAUACAUGAUUCUAUCAAUCUCAACCGUGUAACUCCUCAAAAUGAACACGUUUAUUUAAUUCUAAAAGCAUCUGUUAGGUUGAGUCAUCCGGCUACUAUGGAUUUGAUUUUGCGUAAGCGACUUAUUAUAAAUGUAUAUAAAAAACAAUCAAUAACAGAAAGGAUCAUCAAGAAAAUUGGACGGCAGGACUUUUUGAAUACUUGCGGAGUAACUUAUGAAGUGGUAUCAAAUAUUCCUAAGGCAUCAGAGGAUCCAGAGGAUCGUGAGUCUCUAGCACUUAUGGCUGCAUCAGGUGAAGAUGCAGCCACCAACGAUGGCGAAAGUUACAUAGAAAAAUACACUCGCGGUGUCUCUGCCGUCGAAAGUAUACUUACAUUAGACAGAUUAAGACAGGAAGUUGCAAUGAAAGAACUGCUAGCUGCACAAGGCAGACCUUUAAGGAAAACUGCCAGUGUACCUAACAUUGCACACAUUGUACGACUAGAAACUUCACCUACUAAAUUGGAAGAUCAACGACUUGCAGAAUCAGCGUGCGAUCUUUCUUUCCAUGCAUCUUGUGAUAAUUUAGAUCGUUUCUCUUCACGCACCAUCAGCGUGAAGGAAAACAAAACAUCUAGUAACAUUUCUGGUCCAACCUCCAAUUCUUUUGGUCUGACUCGUCCAACCUUCUUGAACCUCAAUUUCAAUCUGAACUUAAGCCUUCGACAGGCCACUACGUCCAAAUUAGCAGGCCCACUGAGUGCCAUUACUCCUCAGCCCACAAAACUAGUCAAGCCAAUGAGGACGUUAUUAGAAGAACAGAGAGAAACGAGGCCACUUUUAUAUCGGGAAGAUUCCGAAGAGUCUGCAGACGAAGAGGAAAAUAAAGUUGAACAAGCUCAAGAGAGUGACGAAGAAUUUACCGAAUUUGCAUCAUAUAAGGGAACAGAAAGCGAUGCAGUUGUCGAUAAAUCAUUAAUGCAGCACUCUUCGACUGCCGAAAGUUUGUUAGAAUUACAGACAAAAGUUGGAACACCAAGCAUCAUUUCCAGUGGUUACGGAUCUCAAGCAUUAUCCACCACGCCAGUAUCCAGUGAAGAUUCUGUAUCACUGCGUAGCUGUAGUGUAGAAGAAACACCUGAUACCGAUGCAACAAAACAAAUUCACAGUAUUAUUGAUAGUGAGAAAUCAAGGACGCAUAUCACAACAGAAUGUGAAAUACAGAGUCCAGAGGAACCUUUGAAUAUGGUUAAUUCUCUGGAGACUUCAGCCAAUGUUUUAGAUUCAUGCGAAAAUAGGAAGAAUACGUCAGAUAGUUUUGUGGAAGCCAGUAAUGAGAAUCAUAACAACGAUUUACAGAAUAACAUGAAUAAAGAAGAAGCAGAGAGUAGAAAAGAGUCAGUCCCUCCAGUCAUAAGAUCUCUGUCCAUAGAGCAGCAAGAACGACGUUCUAAGCUAGCAGAACUUCAACUGGAAACUACACAGGUUGGGCCUCCAGUUGAAUUAUCUUCAAAAAUAAAUGGGGAGGAUACAGAAAGUCAGAACAGUAAUUUAGAAGAUACAGAUCAAGACGAUAGUACUAGCUAUAGUAGUUCUUUUGACAGUCGUAACGAUUUGCAGCAAGCAAUUGAAAUGUCAUUACCGUCUUGGAUAAUUCUUGGUGAAAGCGUUAUGAUUAGUCCAUAUAAUAAACUGGGAGUUGUUGCUUACAUUGGUCCAACUGAAUUUGCACCUGGCGCCUGGAUAGGCAUUGAGCUUGAUACUCCAACGGGUAAAAAUGAUGGUUCAGUUAACGGUAUCAGAUACUUCCAAUGUAAGCCACGCUUCGGAAUUUUUGUUCGUCCUGACAAACUUGUCUUAGAUAAAAGGGGCCGAGCAAUAAGGGCAGCUCGACAAAGUUCAUCCACAUCUGGAGGUAAAGACGGUUUGUGGAGAUCAAGGAGCAAAGGAGAAGGACUCUCAUCCAUUACCGAUAAUUCCAUCCGGCGGAGUAGAAGUCGCGGAGAGGGCUUAUCUAUGCUCGGCACAUCCUCAGAUAAUUUACGUCGAAGCAGAGGAGAAGGAAUUGCCAAGUUAUCCGAGCCAUACCACGACGGGAACCGAAGUCACCACAAAGACGGAGGAAGUGACAACGUGAACAAACCAUCAGGGUACCGUGGAAGGAAGUGAAAGAACUGGGAAGAGCACAGUCCAACAGUAGUUUGAUUCCCUCUUUCAGACACAAUUGUUCUCUCCAACAAUUGAAAUCAAGUGUUGGAGUUAACUCUGCCAGUAAUUUAAGCCUUGAGAUGAAGGUUCGGAAUUGUAGGUAUUUUCUCUAGUUUCUGCUAUGUGAAAGUUACAUCAUACUUGUCCAUUACUUGCUCUAGAUAAUAUUUGCCAACAUUUACCUUGCAAAACAAAACAAAAAAAAAAUAUAUAUAUAUAUAUUAUAUAUAUCAUGUUUGAUAUGAUUUUUUUAUUUGGGUAAACAAACAAAAUCCAUUUUAUGUUAUUGUUGACAUUAUGAAAUUUUAUUAAGUUAAUCAUUGUCUAUAGAUGCAGCUAUUCGUGCAUUUUUAUCUUAUAGAAAUCACUGUACAUUGGGUGAUCUGUUGUUUAUAUUGUUCUGAUACAGUGAUUUAUACAGUUGAAUUUCUUAUUAAAGAGAAUCAACAGGGGGUUAUAGAAAAAUAACUUGUAUAUUAGAUGUAUAUGCAGGGGAUUUUUGGCUUGUCUUCAGUUGCACAUUCAUCACUUGCUACUAGCUUUGUUUUCAGAGCAUUUUUGACAAAUCUUUACCUCUUAAAAUCCAAUUACAGUUGGCAAGAAAGUCGAUGGGAGUUGUAAAUCUGUGAUAAUGGUUAUACAUUCCAGAUGUACGUUGCCGGUUAGAUCACUUGCUCAAAAGAAAUCUACAAAACUCGAAAGCACCCCUUCGGAAGGCCGUACAGCCAAAACUUCCAUCAUGAUUGUGUUUAAUUCUUUAAAGAUGUUUUCCAUUUUUUAAACUUUAUUAGUAUUUUUUUUUAAAUUUUUUUUAUAGUUUUUUCCUCAUUGACUGAAGACUGCCCAAAAACUUUAUUUCUACAGAUCUAGACUGGGUUAAAAUAAAGAUCCUGUCGUGUAAAUAUAACAAACUGGUAGUGUUGAUGGUGGUUGUAAUUUAAAUCUCGUCUCUGUGAACUUGACUGUAAGUUUUCAUCCAUUUUCAUGUGAAAAAUUUAUUGGUGUACAUACUUUAUACUAGAUAAAACUGGUCGCAGCGAGAACUUUGGCAAGUGAUAGAUGUUCGAUAAAUGGAUAGGUCACUGGAUUUGUGAUACCAGUAUUCAAAUAGUGUCAAUUAACUAGAAUAAUGACCAUUCCACCGUUCCAUAGUGUAUUAGUAUGGUAGCUGCGAGGCAGUUUCCUUCGAUAUCACAGUGAACGUCCAUUGUUUAUUCAUCUGUAUUUUGUAGGAACUUUUACCCAGCCAUGUCUGUGGAUUUAAAUUGUUAUUUAAUAUAUGAUGGGACUUUAAAUCAGAAAGUGUAAUUAUGUGGACUACUGUUAACUCCAAGUGUUAACAUCUACUGGCAAGAUUAUUUGAUAAAAAAUAAUUUCGGACCAGUAGGAAAAAUAAAAUCUUCAGUAUCUCUCUGUCUGUGAAUAAAUUAAGUCAAUAAACUGUUACUCCAGA
This is a messenger RNA of Centruroides sculpturatus (bark scorpion), 8185 nucleotides long. It is a transcript of the gene Khc-73, whose product is annotated as kinesin-like protein KIF13A. The coding region runs from base 196 to 6693 and encodes 2165 amino acids. The transcript has 47 exons. The record is from RefSeq and is a predicted model, not a curated record. Gene Ontology annotation, cellular component: adherens junction. Gene Ontology annotation, biological process: regulation of protein localization; microtubule-based movement. Gene Ontology annotation, molecular function: microtubule motor activity; ATP binding; microtubule binding. Lineage: Eukaryota; Metazoa; Arthropoda; Arachnida; Scorpiones; Buthidae.